This is a messenger RNA of Lolium rigidum, 750 nucleotides long. Its product is annotated as bet1-like SNARE 1-1. Lineage: Eukaryota; Viridiplantae; Streptophyta; Magnoliopsida; Poales; Poaceae. The transcript has 5 exons. The record is from RefSeq and is a predicted model, not a curated record. Bases 84 to 449 code for a protein of 121 amino acids.
UCGAUUGGCUCUGAUCGGGGUGGCGUUGGGUUCGUGCAGGGGAGGGCGGGCGGCCUUGGAAUCGAGACGCGACGGCGGGCGCCAUGAACGCGAGGGGCUACCGAAGCACCAGAACUGCCCUGUUCGAUGGCAUUGAAGAAGGUGGAGUCCGUGCGUCGGCUUACUCUUCACAUGAGAUAGAUGAGCAUGAGAAUGAGCGAGCUAUUGAUGGAUUGCAAGAUCGAGUUAGCAUUCUGAAGCGGUUGUCAGGUGAUAUCAAUGAAGAGGUCGAGGCUCACAACCGUAUGCUGGACAGAAUGGGAAAUGACAUGGAUGCUUCAAGGGGUUAUCUCUCUGGAACAGUGGACAAAUUCAAGACGGUUUUCGAGACCAAAUCAAGCAGAAGAAUGGGAACCCUCAUAGCAUCAUUCGUCGCGCUUUUUAUGCUUGUAUACUACCUGACCAGGUAGACGGAUCCUUGGGUUGGAUCCUACCUGAAGCUAUGCGUGGACUCGAGGUGCUCAAGAACAUGCUGAAAAUGGUUGCGCCAGUCUAUCUACAAUGUCGUACAUACUUAGUUCUCCCAGUCGUCGUAAAGCAAACUAUGUUGAUCUUGAGUGUUCGCUAAUUCUGCACCGUGUACGAAUUGCAACCCUUUCUUUAUUUUUGGUCUUUCUGUGCAAUUACAGAAUAUGGAUUCAACUCUGGUGUCUAUUUCAACUGUCAUGCUAUAUGUAUGAUAACUACUAGUACUUGGAAUGCUUACUACUA